Molecule: messenger RNA, 769 nt
Organism: Leptopilina boulardi
Lineage: Eukaryota; Metazoa; Arthropoda; Insecta; Hymenoptera; Figitidae
Exons: 3
Coding region: 85-396 (103 amino acids)
Source: RefSeq, a predicted model, not a curated record
AAAAUAGUUAGAGAAACUACAAGUUUUCCUAUACUUAUAUUAUAUUUACACGAUAUAUAUAUUAUUAUUAAAAUAAAAAAUAAAAUGCGUUGUUUAAUAUUUGUGUUAAUUUUGUGUUUCUUUUCGAAUAAUUGUGAAUCUAAACCAUCAGAAGGAUUCACUUACAUGACUACAAAUAAUUCAGAGAUUGAAAAAUGUAUGAGACCUGUAGAGGAUACUGAAAGAUAUUGGGUGUGCAAAUAUUUCAAGUCUGAAGUUUUUACACCAGCACAAGCAGGCUUAGGUUACUGUACAAUAGCAAUAAUUGAAGGAUCUAAAAUUCGUCAUGAAUGCAGAAGAGAAAAACCAUCUUUUCUCCCAGGACAAAAUAUAAAACUCAAAAUGAAUAUUGAAUAAAAAGAAAAAAAGUUUUAUGCAUUAUAUAAUUUAAUACAUAAUUCUUAUUCUCAAUGUAUUUUGUUAAUUUAAAGUUACAAUUUUUUUAAAUAAAUUUAAAUUAUUGACAUUAUUAUAAAUAUAAUAAAAUAAUAAAUAUUUUUUACUAUAAAUUUAUGAAAAAAGUGUGCAUAUUUCACAAGCUCAACUGUUAUAAUUGAAAUUAAUUACAAAUUAACAUAUUAAAAAAUAAUAACAAUAAAUUAAUUAAUUAUAAUUAACUCCAGAUAGUACAACUGGGGUAAAACAGUACCCUAGAGAAAAUUCAAACUACGGCCCUGGCUCUGUAAGCUUAACUGUCAUGGCGGCACCCUAACCUUAAUUUGACAAAUUU